CUCCUCCAAAGGCCAUUUGCAAUCACGGCACAUCCACUGCCUCUUAAAAGUGAGCUCAUCUGGCGCUGGUUGCAUUGAAGUCCUCCACCGUGCCUGAAGGAAGGAUGCUUUUGGGCUCUGGGAACGUGGAGAAGAUGUGGUCUGCCCAGCUGUGUCUGGGAGUGCUGACCAUCCUGACCAUGGCUCUGUGUGUCCCAUCAACGCAUGGAGACCCUUUUUUACUCCAAGAGAACCGAGUGCUUCCAGAGAGAGAAGACACAAAUCAUGAGAACACAUUGCUGACUCUGCUUCUUAAUAAGAAAUUCGCAUGGCGGAGGCCAGAAAAUAUUGACUGGGAGCUGGCAAAGAAAUUUGAAGAGCUUGAAGAGCUGGAGAAGUUGAAGGAUCAGCUCUCAGCAGAGGAUGGGUCAGAGGUGGCCUAUGCCUUGGAAAGUCUCUCAGCAUCCCAGCCCAAAAAACGCGCCUGCUUCUGGAAAUACUGCAUCUGAAGGCUUGUCAGGACUGGAGGAUGAAGAUGAGCCCUUCCCCAAACUGCCUUGCUGGGUAUUAACAUGUUAGGAGUUUGUUCUGUUCCCUCAUCGUGCUGCUAAUCUGGAAGGCAUCCUCCAUGACUGCACCACUGCCGAGUCUAACAGGGGCCGUGGCAGGAGCUGGCAGCCCACUGCCACUCUCUGCUGUUCCUUUCUUCCAGGUUUAACCUGCCAUGAUCUUCUACUCAGAAGAUGCUUCCCAACUUUCUGUGCUGUCCUGUGUGUGCCAUUCAGGCUGCUGUCACUGUACACUCUCCCCCUGCUCACCAGGUCCCCUGAGGCACUGAGCGCUAACUCAGCUUCCCCGGGCUUGGGGCUCUGCCCACACCUGCAGACGCUGCUCUCAGCGGUGUCUGGGUUUCCUGUCGCCUCCUGAGCAGCUCUGUGCUGCCCUGGUGGCCGCUGCUGGGACAAGAAGGCAGGCUGGGUGUGAUGGGGAGGGCUCAGGGCUGCAUUGCUGAGCCAGGGCUGCUCCUCGCCGUGUCCCACAUUGUGCACAGGGGAGGGCAGGCAGUGGGCUCUGGAUCCUUUGGAUACCAUUCCAAUAAAGAUUUUCUGUUGCACAGAA
Serinus canaria (Common canary) is the source of this 1098-nucleotide messenger RNA. RefSeq names its product urotensin 2B (gene UTS2B). Gene Ontology annotation, biological process: blood vessel diameter maintenance; regulation of blood pressure. The record is from RefSeq and is a predicted model, not a curated record. Gene Ontology annotation, cellular component: extracellular region. Gene Ontology annotation, molecular function: hormone activity. Lineage: Eukaryota; Metazoa; Chordata; Aves; Passeriformes; Fringillidae. The coding region runs from base 105 to 488 and encodes 127 amino acids. The transcript has 5 exons.